AUACCGUCGAAAAAACCGUUUAAAUGCGAUAUCUGUAAAAAAACCUUCAUUCAAAAAACUGAUCUCAAGAAACAUACCCGGAUACAUACCGGCGAGAAACCUUUUAAGUGCGAUGUCUGUGAAAAAACAUUCAGUCUACAACAAAGUCUUAAAAGACAUGAAAGGAUACAUACUGGUGAAAAACCUUAUAAAUGCGUUGUCUGUGAAAAAACAUUCAGUCAACAAACUCAUCUCAAGAACCAUGCACGUAUUCAUACCGGCGAGAAACCGUUUAAAUGCGAUGUCUGUGAAAAAAACGUUUGGUAG
Molecule: messenger RNA, 306 nt
Organism: Adelges cooleyi (spruce gall adelgid)
Lineage: Eukaryota; Metazoa; Arthropoda; Insecta; Hemiptera; Adelgidae
Product: early growth response protein 1-like
Exons: 1
Biological process (GO): regulation of transcription by RNA polymerase II
Molecular function (GO): DNA-binding transcription factor activity, RNA polymerase II-specific; RNA polymerase II cis-regulatory region sequence-specific DNA binding
Source: RefSeq, a predicted model, not a curated record